Messenger RNA from Gallus gallus (chicken), 5056 nucleotides. It is a transcript of the gene CREB3L1, whose product is annotated as cAMP responsive element binding protein 3 like 1. Bases 1078 to 2454 code for a protein of 458 amino acids. Gene Ontology annotation, biological process: regulation of transcription by RNA polymerase II. Lineage: Eukaryota; Metazoa; Chordata; Aves; Galliformes; Phasianidae. Gene Ontology annotation, molecular function: DNA-binding transcription factor activity, RNA polymerase II-specific; cAMP response element binding. The transcript has 12 exons. The record is from RefSeq and is a predicted model, not a curated record.
CCUGUAAGAACAGGAACCUGCACGGUCCGGCAUCCGGGGUCCUCUGGCCAACUCCUUCCUCAGUAUUACAGGUGGGGAAAGAACCGCACGCACCCCCCGCUCCUCUAGGAACUGGCUCUCCCACUGAAAUUUGCACUGGCACUCAUGCCUCUGCUCUAGGAUCUGUGUGCUCUCUCCCACUCUCUCCUGUCCAUACCCUUUCGCUCUUGGUAUUUCAAUAUGCUGCUUGCAACGCUCUUCUGCCCACCCAGAUGCUUUUACAGUCGGGCGGGUGGGGGCAGUCUGACUCGGCUGAGCUCUCUCCAGUUCAUUUAAGUUACACAGUUCCGUCUGUGUAAUAUAGUCGCUUGAAUGUAUCUGUCUUUUCUUUCCUCUCCGUGAGCCAAAAGCGUCAAUCUGCCAACGAAUGGGAUAAUUUUUCAGCUGGUGUUUGGCAAUCAUCAUUUUUCUCCCUGCUCAACCAGCGCUUUGUUGUAGCAAAUGGAAAAGUUAGCAAUCUGACUUCUGAACAGGGGGAUAUGCCUCAAAAGAAGCAGGUUCCCUGUGGCAUCAGGAGCCCAGCUCCCCAACUGCGCCGGCCACAUUUACUGGCUGUUACUAGAAUGAUUAGUGGCAUGAUUGUUUGUUGUUAACAGCCCAUCUGUAGUGUUUAAACUUCAUCGGGGAGCAGAAUUUCACAGCCAUUAUCUGGCUGGAGGACAGCUUCAUAUGGUCCGCAGAGGGGCUGUGAAAUCCCAGAGGAAAUUAAAUAUAACAGGGGGCCUUCCUGUUAUGUGGAUCCAAUUGAUUUUUUUUUUUUUCUCUGAUAGAAAUCAGCAGCUGGUUUGAUGUUCUCUGGGGCAUCAGAGUGCCUAUUGCUGCUGGCAGAGAUCAUGAGAAAGUGUCUGUCACCAAAGGCAGGUGCUGAAGACCGUGAUUUUCUGCCACUCCUACUUUUUUGUCAUCCCAGGGAUUUCUUGCCUCGUGCUCUGCUUGGCUGGAUGUCACAGUGAGAUGAUGCUGGGAAGCUGAAGAUAGGUACCCACAGAGGAAGGAGGAGAUCAUUUCUCCGAGAACCUGGAUCACUUCUCUGACAACAUGGAUGAUUUCUCCAACGACCUCUUCAGCAGUUUCUUCGAUGACCCAGUUCUGGCUGAAAAGAACCCGCUGCUGGACAUGGACCUGGACCCACCCACUCCAGGCAUCCAGGCAGAGCACAGCUACUCCCUCAGCGGAGACUCUGCUCCCCAGAGCCCCCUCAUGCCUGUCAAGACUGAAGAUAAUGCUAACGAGCUGGAGAAUGGAGUGUGGUCUCUGGGGCCCAAGCUCUGCUCCAUCAUGGUGAAGCAGGAACAGAACCUGGCUCUAGACCCGCCUGAGUCCCAGCUGGCUGCCAGCUCCAGACCUGUGCUGAACCUCAACCCUCUGCAGAGACUGCCAGUCCCCGAGGAGACUCCCAUUGAAAUGACUCCAGCACCUGUGAUCAAAGCUGAACCCAAAGAAGUGAACCAGUUUCUAAACGUACCUGCAGUAGAUGACCUGGUGCAGAUGCCUCCAACUCCACCCAGCAGCCAUGGCAGUGACAGCGAUGGGUCCCAGAGCCCUCGGUCCCUGCCUCCCUCCAGCCCAGCCCGACCUGCUGCUCGCUCUUCUACUGCCAUCUCCUCCUCACCUCUCCUCACAGCACCACACAAAUUACAAGGGACCUCUGGCCCACUGCUCCUGACUGAAGAGGAGAAACGCACCUUGAUUGCUGAGGGCUACCCCAUUCCUACCAAGCUGCCCCUCACCAAAGCAGAGGAGAAAGCACUGAAGAGGGUCCGGAGGAAAAUAAAGAACAAGAUCUCUGCUCAGGAGAGUCGCAGAAAGAAGAAGGAGUAUGUGGAAUGUUUAGAGAAAAAGGUCGAGACAUACACGACAGAAAAUAAUGAACUCUGGAAAAAAGUGGAGACCUUAGAAAGUGCAAACAGGACUCUGCUCCAGCAGUUACAGAAGCUGCAGGCUCUGGUAGCUGGGAAAGUCUCCAGACCGUACAAAAUGGCUUCCACACAGACUGGGACCUGCCUAAUGGUGCUGGUGCUCUGCUUCGUCCUCAUCCUGGGAUCCCUGAUGCCCUGUCUCCCAGAGUUCUCUACAGCAUCACAGACAGUGAAAGCAACACCAGCACCAGACAUUUACACAACUAGUAAGAUUCAGUCACGGAGCCUCUUGUUCUAUGAUGAGGGUGCUGGCUCCUUAGAAGAGAGCUAUAGCUCCUUCCUAACCAUGGACCAUCCUGAGGGGUGGGAGGCUGAAAAAGGGCAGUCUGACGAGCCAAGGCCUCAUCUGGCAAGGACGCAUGAAACAGCCAAAUAUAUGAGCAAGUCCCAUCUGGAGAAUCCUGACCAGAACCAAACUGACCCAACUCUAACCCACCUCAAAGAGCAAUUUCAUGAGAGGGAAACAAGCUCCAGUGAGACAGCUGAAUACUUGUAGCAGCUGCUGGACCUCAAGGCCUCCUCUGUCUGAUUGCAGGAUUCCCUCCUCACUGAGGAACUGAGGGGACUUGGCAGGAGAGGAUGCUGCAUUCAGACCCUCCUAAACUGGCCUUGAGUUCAGCUCCUUCCCAUCCCCACGGCCCCCUUUGGUACUGAUUCCUUUGAGAGGAGUCACAGGACUGCCAGAACCAGUAAUAAAGGUCUGACAAAGUCCUGAGACGCCCUCUUCUCCUGGCCUUAUCUCCUGCUUGAAUGAGCACUACCCUAUGGGUGUGGGCUCACCAUGGAAUGGAGGGAGGUCAAGAGGAGGCCCUCAAACUGUUCAGCUCACUCCCCAAAGCCUCCAUGGGGGCUGUCCCUAGGCACGUACCCCUUGGCUACAUCAGAUGCAUGUGAAAGAGAGAGAGAGUUUUACUACUCUGCUUGAGGGACUUUCCAGUGGGUGAUGCUGGGACUGGAGAGGUGACUCUGGAGAGUUUGAGCUCAUUCCUUCCCCUCCAUCUGUUAGUACGCUUCUGCCUCCACUGAGAGAAAAACUAGUUCUUCCUUGCUCUAGUUUUCUCUUGAUGGAUGUGCCUACAUAACUUCCACGCCAACUAUCUGCAAAGAUCUGCACACAAACGGAGUGGGGGGAGACAGAUCCCAGACCAAGAUAAACCACCAUGAAAAUUAACUGGCAGCUUCCAGGCAGUCAGAACUCUAAAACAGGGAGAAGUUUUUCCCCACAGCCCAAUUCUCUCCACCCUCAGCACCUUUGCUUUGGCAGAGGUGUGUUUUUUUUCCUUUUGGUUCCCAGCUUGGGCCCUACAGUGUGGUGCUAAUCAGAUCAGUACUUUCCCACUUCCCAUUCUACACACCCCUUGAUUUGAGAGUGAGAGAAAUCCACUUGUAUCACCAUAUUGCAGCUGUCCAUCCCCAGUUCCACUUCAUGCCAAAUGGGAUCUCCCUAAGAACCGUGAAGAAGAAAGAACUCUGCAACCUGUAGAAGGGCUACUAGAGAGCCAUAAUUCCCCUCACAUCCUGAUAUCACUGUUGGCAUCCAGUAGUGUUGUGAACACCACUGAGGACAUGCUGGCAUCUCUGGAAGCUAUUACCUCUGCCAGGAAGGAAGUAGCAUGUUUGAAUUAGCCAGAGUCAAAGACUGUUUUAGACCUCCUCCUUCUAAAUACUGACACCAAAGGCAGCAGCCUCUUCCCAUACCACCUAUCAGGGCAGACUUUCCAAGUUUGAUGCUUGAAACACUCUAACACGAUGAAAAGUACCACAAUGUAGGAUAGCAAAGUCUUUGGCUGCAGCAAAUGAGAACAAACCCAAGUGCAGCAGCUGUGGCUGAAGAAAUAAAGAUGGGGAGAGGGAGCACAGAAGAAGGAGGAGGGAAAAAAAGAAAAAAAAACCCCUUAACUACCUACCUUUGGAAAGCCUCCAGUAGUCAGCAAUCUCCAUGAAGAUCCCCUCACCUCCACUGCCAGCCCUUAAAUGAGGUCUGGGAAGGGGUGUAUCCUGGCUCCACCCCUUCCAGUCACUCAGGGGCAUUGCAUGCAGCUGAGCUCCCCCGAGUUGGCCCUGCCUUCCACCAGGUGCUCAAUCACUGCUUCAAGCCCUGACAGCAUUUCUGCUACAGUGCUGAAAUGACUUCAUCUCAAAUGUGUUCCAUUCUCUUUAGCAUCCAAACAUCCACUUCUGACCCCUUUUCCCCCCUUUCCCUGCUGAAAGGCCCAAGUGUCUCCUCACUCUGUACCCUCAGCUGUCCUUUGCUAGAAGCACAGUGUGGGACUUGAAUUUCUGAGAUCGGGGACACAGCAGAUUGCUCAUGAGAGUCUCUGUGUGCUCCACUAGGUCUCACAGCAGACAACCUUGAAGCUUGUUUUGCUUCAAGUGCCCUGCACUCAGACCAUGCUGCCUCAGCCUCUCCACCAGUCUCACCCCCUGCUCAAGAACUGGAAGAACUGAGAGAAUGGCCCUCACAUCUCUCUCUCUUUCCCCUCUUUUGAAAACUGCUUUUGCCCCAGAAACCAUUUAGGACAAAUUUGGGCACAGCUAGCUGCAACUACGCCUGCUUGGCCAGUGAGGUGAGGAGGAAGAAGGCCUUCAGCACAGCCCUUCUCAAGGUUCAAACAGGAUCUGCUUCUCACCAGAUACCAGAGCGCUCCCGAUCCUCUGCCUCCACCCCAGCACAGAGAACCACUGCCGGGUCCAAGCACACCCUCCUCCACCCCAGCACCUCCACUGUGCAUGUCCCCAUGCCUCCCACUCCCACCGUUGUACAGAGACCAAGAGCAGAACUCGUUUGUACAUAAUGAACCUUAUUUUGUAUUAUUGCCGAUCCCUUAAGAUAUUGUAUUUUGGAGACUCUCAGAUCCUAUUUUCAGUAUUGUAUUUUAUUAAGAAUUAGUGCGGGCUUAGCACCUAUGAACUCCUUUCUUGUUAGCAGCUCACUUUCUCCUUAUACUCCAGUAGCUGCCUCUUCCCUCCUGUUUUUUUGUUUUGUUUUGUCUUGUUUACUUUUUUUUUUCAAGCCACCUUUUCUCUUUCUUCCAUCACUUGCUCUGCAUUUGCUUAGACAAGCAAAAUAAAAAUAAAAUAAAAAGAUGCAGCAUCAA